GGCCAGGUCUUAUCUACUUCAGCGGGGAGGAUGUGGUCAGUGCUGGGAGGCUUUGUUGAUGGGUUGACUGGCUGGUGUUGGGGCUUUGUGGGAUGGUGGUCAUUGUUCCUGUGAGCCCGGGGUGGAAAACGUCUGGUGUUAUGCAGAAAGCCCGCUCCUGUGGAGGGUAUAAUAAGAGUCCGGGUACUCGAGUGUCUCUAAGUCAGUUUUGUGAAAUUCUCCCAAACUGCAAGGACUGUACUGCAUUAGAAUCAACCUCAUCAGUGAUGAAUUCUUUCCAGGAGACUCAAUCUGAUUUGGAGGUGAUCUUAGAGUUCCUAGAGGAGUACUACAAACAAAACGCUGGAGAAAAUGUGGACAAGGUGUACUGGACUGCAGACAAAGAAUCAUGUGAGCAGCGCUGGAUGUGCUACGAGCCACCUAACAUCAAACCUGAAGUGCAGGUACUGGCACACAAUGCCCCACCAGUUCUCAGCCAACACACAACAGCAACAUUGUCUGAGCAUGGGUCACUGCCAAACUUUGUAUCAACAAGAAAACCAACCAAACACCCAGCCAUAGCAGCGGGGAGUGGUAGAAAGGUGCGACUCUUUCACUUUCUGUUUGAAAUGCUGGAGGAUCCAAACAUGGCCCACUGUGUGUCCUGGGUGCCAGCAGCCACUGGCGUUUUCCGCUUUUCCUCCACGAAUAAGGACCAGGUGGCAGCACUCUGGGGGCAGAGGAAAGGCAACAAGAGGCCCAUGACUUACCAGAAGAUGUCUCGCGCCCUCAGGAACUACGCCCGGUCCGGAGAGAUCUUCAAGGUGAAGAAGAAGCUCACCUACCAGUUCAGCCGAGACACCCUAAUGUUACUGCAGAAGUGUCAUUGAGGAGAUGUGUAAUCUAGAGUAGAUUUUGUGUAGCUCAUAUCAUCUCACAUAAAACUCUAAAUGUGCUCUUUUUCCAUUUUUUUAAUCUAGAAGCUUCCAUUUCCAACUAUUUUUCAUUAUUAGUGUGACAAAUCAGAUUCACAAAUCAGUUUUCUUGAGGUUUGUACAUGCGUUGAGUUUUUGGUGUAAAUAAUAAAAAAGAAAUAAAGAAAAUAUUUUACUCUUA
Molecule: messenger RNA, 1095 nt
Organism: Siniperca chuatsi (mandarin fish)
Lineage: Eukaryota; Metazoa; Chordata; Actinopteri; Centrarchiformes; Sinipercidae
Gene: spi2
Product: Spi-2 proto-oncogene
Exons: 5
Coding region: 93-869 (258 amino acids)
Biological process (GO): cell differentiation; regulation of transcription by RNA polymerase II
Cellular component (GO): nucleus
Molecular function (GO): DNA-binding transcription factor activity, RNA polymerase II-specific; sequence-specific DNA binding
Source: RefSeq, a predicted model, not a curated record